CAGAUAAGUCAUGUGGAGAGAGGAUGUAAAGAAAACAGAGAAAUGGCAUGCCGCAUCCAAUCGGGAUGUAUUCGCAUUAGUUACGACAAGUGACAGCUGUGUGAAACUAUGUAUAUAUUCACUCCGAUGUAAAACUGGCAACGUAGAUUGGCUUUAUCAAGCGCAAACAGGCCUUUUCAACGUGCCGCUGUUGUUGUAACAUUUGGACAGCAACAUUUCGAGUCGUACUGAUAUACUCAUUACCGAUACCGGUUACCACUGCCAUGGAUCUUCUAAAGUCUUUCGCCCACCCUGACGAAGUUGUGGCUUUGCUCAAAUUUAAACUUGGCGGAUAUUCGAAAACUAUGCCGAAGAAUGACUAUGACAAGAUGUCGAAGACUUUACAAAAGUGCUAUGAUUACUUAAAUAAAACAAGUCGGAGUUUUGCUGCUGUAAUUCAAGCUCUGGAAGGCGACCUCAGGCAUGCUGUGUGUAUAUUUUACCUGGUACUGAGGGCUCUGGAUACAGUAGAAGAUGACAUGACGAUACCCGUGAAAGUGAAAGUGCCCAUGCUUAUGAACUUUCACAAAAAUCUCUACGACAGAAGCUGGAAUUUCACUGAGAGCAAAGAGAAAGAUCGAAUGGUUCUGGAAGAUUUCCCUACCAUUACACACGAGUUCCUUGAGUUAGCCAGACACUAUCAGGUGGUCAUUGAAGACAUCACCAAGAGGAUGGGCAAAGGGAUGACUGUGUUCUUGGACAAGGGAGUCGGAUCCAUGGAGGAAUGGAAUGAGUACUGUCACUAUGUGGCGGGUCUGGUGGGUAUUGGCCUGUCACAGCUGUUCUCAGCCUCAGGGCUUGAAGGUAGCAUUGUGGGACAGGAUCAGAGGCUAGCAAACAACAUGGGGCUGUUCCUACAGAAAACAAACAUCAUCAGGGACUAUCUAGAGGACUCUGUGGAAGGGAGAGAAUUCUGGCCCAAAGCUGCAUGGGGAAAGUAUGCCAGUAAGCUGUCGGAUCUGGCCAAGCCGGAAAAGCGUGUUGAUGCAGUAUUGUGUCUUAACGAGCUUAUUACAAAUACGUUGGAACUGGUGCCCGAUCUCAUGACAUACAUGUCUCGCCUGAAAAACCAGUCCAUCUUCAACUUCUGUGCCAUUCCUCAGGUUAUGGCAAUAGCCACCUUGGAGCGUUGCUAUGACAACCCAGGUGUGUUUACAGGUGUGGUGAAGAUUCGUAAAGGUGAAGCCGUCCGUAUGAUGAUGGAGGCGACUUCCCUGGACAGCGUAAAAGCGAUCUUUGCUUACUUUCUGAACCAGAUAAACAAGAGAAUACCAGGUAGUGGUCGUGCGACCGAAAAGACGCGAUCAGUGUGCACCCAGGCCCUCCAGAUGACGCAGACGUCGCAUUCGUACACCACUGUCAGUAUUUACCCCCCUUUGUACGUGUCCUGCGCUAUGCUGGUCUCUGCAAUACUCUGGAAGUACUGGGCCAGCGUGGCAACUCUUUACUCUUACUCAAAUGAUAACUCUGACAACUGAUUCCAUUCCAAGGAGAAACUGAAUACAGUGGAUUCAACUCAUUGUGAAACCUGAAUGCAGUGAAUUUGACACUGUGACAACUGAAUACAUUGAGUGGGAAACUGAAUGCAUUGAUUUUGACACCGUGUGAAAACUGAAUGCAUUGAAUUUGACACCGUGUGAAAACUGAACACAGUGACCUGGACAGUGUUAAAAGUGCGAAAACUGUGAAUUUAGCACAGCAUGAAGACCAAAUAGAGUGUACAGUAUUUCACACUCAUUCACAACAUUGUUUUCUUUAUGGAAGGUUUAAAAUUUUAAGUGGAAAAAUUUUGAAAUCUUUAAUAGUUUUGUGGACUGUCCCAAAAAAAACCCCAUAAAUUGCAUUAUGUAAGCCAUAAGUUUCUAGAGUACAAGUACCUUACAGGAAGGACAAUGUUGUUAAUACUUGUAUUAAAUUUUUUUUUUGUUGUUUUUUUUUUUUCUUAAUGUAGUUUGUAGUUUGCCAGCUCCAAGUCUAUGACAGCAUUUGAUCACCAAAGUCAGUAUCUUAUUCCCAGCUUGAUUAUUUCAGCAUUCGUAUGUUUCCAGAUUGUGCCAGUCAGUAUUCAUGACAUUAAAUAUAUUGUGAAACAUAUUGACAUAUCCCAGUCCUAGCGUAAUCAAGACUGCAGACAUCUGCAUGUUUAACUCAUGCCAAAACAAUGUGAAAACAUUGCCUAAAUAACAUGAGAGUUAACACAAAACUAUGCUUGACUGCCUCAGUUCAAAAAGCAGCUUUUCUUGACAUUCACAAUUUUGUGAGAGAAGAGCCCAGAUGUGCAUGAGGUCGAAUAUCAUCAAUCUGCUGUAAUAUCGUGUUAUAACGUCGUGCCAGAAUGGGGUAGGUUCUUUGUCCAAAUUUACCACCUGAAAAGAUUAAAUUAAUAAUGUCAUAUGUUUAUUUUUUUUCUGGUGUACUAUCCUUACCUGACAAGGUGAUUUACAUUAUGAGCUCUCACCAUUGCCAUCAGUUUUAUACCUCACUUGAUAAAGUUUAUCAAUCAAUCAAUUCUCCGUGAAGUAAUACCUGUACAAGCAUCCUUUAGAGCUGUUUACUCAAAUAACUAUUUACCAAGGAUAUUUAUUUGUGAUCCUAAAUUAUUUAUGUACCCGGUGAUGUGUAUAUUUUGUGGUUGGUUGGCUAACAGUUGAAUCAUGUCAUUUUCUCCUUUUUGUUGUUGUUGUUUUUUUGAUGUACAUGUAUGAUGAUAAUACAAGUUAAUCUCAAAAGUUGCAGUUAUCUCCCCUUGAUAGUCAGUUAAUUUAUUUAGAUGGUGAUAAGAAUAGUAAUUAAAACCAAGUCUAAAGUCAAAACCAAAGUUGCUUGUAUCAUUCUCAAAAACCUGGAGGGAACAGGCUUGGCCAAAUGUUAAAUGUGCUUUCCUUUUGAUCGCUAGGCGACACAAAACACGGUUAAUGGAUAUGCAAAAUAAAUAUGGAGUUCAGGAUGUGGCCUGACAUGCAAAAGUACCAUAAAGCUUCUUGGCUUUCUUCUUUGGGUGUAAAAAUGGCUUUAUACGGCGGGUUUCCCCCGAGGGCAAUCUGGAAAUUAAAUAGCCUACUGUGAUCAUGCCAAUGG
Liolophura sinensis is the source of this 3117-nucleotide messenger RNA. Its product is annotated as squalene synthase-like. Bases 264 to 1517 code for a protein of 417 amino acids. Gene Ontology annotation, cellular component: endoplasmic reticulum membrane. Gene Ontology annotation, biological process: cholesterol biosynthetic process; farnesyl diphosphate metabolic process. The transcript is spliced from 8 exons. The record is from RefSeq and is a predicted model, not a curated record. NCBI's taxonomy places the organism in Eukaryota, Metazoa, Mollusca, Polyplacophora, Chitonida, Chitonidae. Gene Ontology annotation, molecular function: squalene synthase [NAD(P)H] activity.